UUGAAUUGUUGAAUGUUUUGUUCAGGUGUUGAAAACUCAUAAAUAAUUUACAGAGUGUUUCCAUUUACGAUGAUAACAAGCUGACGGAGAAUUGUGCUAUUUUAACUAAAUAUAAGAUAUAUUGCAAUCAAAAUAAUCAACAAUGCUAAUUUUUCCAAAACAAAUAAAACUCAUCACCUUGAAAUUUGUGGUUCUCAUAUCCGUCAAGUUGGUUGUUACACAAUCUGUGAACUGUCCCUGUGAAUCUCAAUCUUUGUGUCGGAUAAAUAAUUUUACUAACCAUCGAGAGGUUACUGUCAUAACAGAAAAGAAAUCUGACUUUAAGAAAUGGACCUGGGAAGGAAUACACAACGUUAUUCAUGUAGUCAAUGGUACAGAUAGUGAGGAUGAGGCAGAUCUUAUGUGUUAUACACAUAGCAAGAAAGCUAACUAUGGAAUUCUAGUAAAAAUGCCGUACAGUGCUGAGAUGACAAAAUCUGAUUUUGACACAUGGGUUAAUAACUCUAUUAAACGUGCGAAGAAAAUGUAUGCCGAAAUAAUAGCGGUGGACUUGUUAAAUAUUGUCGGCAACUGUCACAUGGAUGAGAAACAUGCACAAAUAGCCUUUAACUUUACCAAUGCCUUUGCCGAUAGGGUUCACUUUUAUAAUAGAAAGUUGUCAUGCAUAUUGCCAUGGAAACCACCAUGUUUUGGCUCAAAUUGUGAUUUGACUUCACAAUUGAUUAAAAAUGGAACUUGUGACACCAUAAUGACAAGUCCAGACAGCUUUAUUACAGAUUGUGAUAAACCCUGCAGGGCAAAAGCUACUAUGCCAAUCAGUAAUGUAGUCAUAGGAACAGAUGAAUAUUUGUACCAUUCAAAAGUACCUGUCUCCAUGUUCUACAUGGGUGUGCCUUGGCAUGGAUAUGAUUAUAAGUGUUCUAAAUACUUAGGUAAUGAUGAAGAUGUUUGUAUGUUACCACAGAAGAAUAACUCUGCGACUUGUGAUUUUCAAUCAAGGAAGAAAAUGACCUUUUAUGACCUUGAUACAAUAUACCACAAUUAUUAUGAAAAGAAUAACAUAUGGAGUAAACUCUACAAUUCUAAUUAUUUCAAUGUUAAUGUUACAAAUGGUGGAGCACAUCAAAUCUGGUAUGAUUCUGACUUAAGUUUGUAUGAAAAAUACAAGUUUGCCCUUGACAUGAAACUCAGAGGUGUUGUGAUAUGGACUGUGGAUGACCUUGUGAACUAUGACCAAGGUGAUGCUCAAGAAUGGCAUUGGUUAAUGCAUAAUAUGAUGGUCACUGGUGAACAUAAAGAGGGAGCAGAUAUGUCAAUGGCUUUGAAAGCCAUGGCCAUUGGCGUCGGAUGCUUUAUUGGAGGAACAAUAAUUGGAGCCAUAAUAACAACAAUAAUAGCCAAGAAACAGAUGAAGUUGAUGAACAGAAGAUAUCAGCCUCCAUUCCAAAAAGACGAGGAUGAUGAAACUGCAAACUUUCAUGAAGACGAUAGAUAUUUGUGAUAAUAAAAUUUUAAUCAAUGUCAAUUGAAACAAAAUCAACCAAUUAUUUCUUAAGUUCUCCCUUGUCUGUUCAAGAAUUGACUUCAUUUUUCUUUUUAUUUGCUUUAGAAAAUCAACAAUGUUUGAAAUUGUCUUGUGGGUUUAAGAUGCACUUUUGACAAUGUAUUUUUUGUCAAGAUCAGUCCUCGUAUACAAAUAUUUUCACUAAGUCUGAGAUGUAAAUGUUGUUAUGUGUAUUCGCCAAAUCAUAUGUUGAUAUAAUUUCAAUUUUGUGAUAUUUUUUACUGUAAAAUCUUUAUGGACAAUUUUUGAAGUGUUUUAUAGAUUUUUUUACAAGAAAUGAAGGUUGUGAACAGAUUUUUUAUCAGACAAUAUGUUUAUUUUAAGAUAUUUUGUUUGGUUGUGAUUUAAUGCCAUGAUGAAAUAUGUUUAAAUUGAACUCUUUGUUAACAGGAAACAUUUCUUAGUAGAAUCUUAUCUAAACUGGAUAUCUGUCUAAUUUGAAACCUCCAUGACUGGAAAUCUGUCAGGAAAAUUGAUAAAAGUUCUUUUAACAGCAAUUGAAUCUGUAAACUAACCUGUCUAUUCAAUAAAAAUAUCUAGUCCUGAAGACCCUGGUUUAAAAAAUGUAUAAUUCUGAUCAUUUUGUAAUUUUAGCACAAAGACCAUGAUAUUAGAUUGCUUAUUAAGAGCUUUUUUAACUGGAUAUAAAUCUGAUUUCAUUUUUUUUUAGCAUAAUGAUUUUGAGAUUUAAUUGCUUAUUGAGAGCUUGAAGUUACAAGUUUAGCCAUACAUUAUUCAUCUUUUUUUAGAAUUGGGAAGAUUAUAAAUAUGCUUAAGGAAUCAUCAUAAUACAAAAUUUCUUUAUACAUUUAAAUGCCAAUUUCAAGAUUUGAUGAAUAUAAUAAACUAAACUAUUCCAAUAGAAUCCAUAUACAGUGGUAAUACAAAAUAUCUAUCAAUGUUGAAGAUGAAUUUACCUUGAAUAUAAUGCUUUGUUGUGUAUUUAAACAUAAUGUUAUAAGAAAUAUUUGUACUAAGAUGAUAUUUUCCCUUUUAUAUACAUGUAUAUGAUAAAAUUCUGGUUAGUAAACUAUCUUUUAAAUUUUUAAUGUUCAGAUGUUGUUUGCUAUAUUCAUUUUGUUAUACAGUGAAAUAUUUAAUAUUUUGUAAAGAAAACUUAACGUUAUGAAAAAAUGUUCAGGUUCCUGUUCGAUCAUGUUGAUAACAGAGUUAUAAAAUGAAGCCACAAUAAUAAUUCUGAAAAUUUAAAAAUUAUUAAUGUAUAGAGCCAUAAUCCAUAUUCACAGUUUUACACAUUAUUAUCAUGAUUAUUACACUAAGUUUGGUAUGUACAUUAUAUAUUUGUAUAGGGAUGGGCACGGAUGAUGUAGAGGCAUAUUAAAUUAAGACUAAAGAUGGUGUUUGUUUUUUUAAAUACCAAUUGAAGAAAUGUACAAAAAUAGUAUAAGGCCAGUUACUUGCAUAUGAUGAUUACUAUAGCUUACUAUGAUAUAUUUCUACAUAUAUACAUAUAUAUAUAUUUUGGAAAUUUUUGUAUGUUUAUUGUAAAUUAUGCCAUUUAGAUUGAGGAGAUGUUAAAAAAUGUGUACUUAUGAAAUUUUACAUGAUUUAUAAUGUUUAAAACUCUGAAAUUUUUCCUUUUAAUUUAGAUUUAUCUCAAAUUAUGUCCUUUAAUGGCUGUUCCAUUUAAAUGGAUGUAUUAGGGUAGGAAAGGAAGUUUUAUAAUUAGGGUCAUGGGUCAUUUAUGAUUUUAGUCCAUUUGAUGUAUGCAAAAUUAUACAAAGAAUGUAUGUUGGUUGUGGGGUGAUGUGUCAGUCAAUUCCUUCCCUCCAAAUAGAUAUAAGAAGAUGUGAUAUGAGUGCCAAUGAGACAACUCUCCAACCAAGUCAAAAUUUAUAAAAGUAAACCAUUAUAGGUCAAAGUACGGUCUUCAACACGGAGCCUUGGCUCACACCUAACAGUAAGCUAUAAAGGGCCCCAAAAAUUACUAGUGUAAAACCAUUCAAACGGGGAAACCAACGGUCUAAGCCUAUUUUAAUUGAAUAGACCUUACAGACAAAUUUAUAAUAUUUUUUUAAGUAUUUUUUAUCAAAAUAAAGGUGAAAGUGUAUUUUAUUUGUUCAUCUGUGUCUUAAUUUUGUAUAUCUGUUUCAAUAAUGUGGAUAUUGACACUUAUAGACCAACACCAUUUUUUUAGGUUCUUAGGAAAUCACACAUUUGAUUUCCAAUGUUCUAGUUCUUAAUUUUAAAAUUUCAGUUUGAUAGUGUUAAAACUUAAGAAAUAGUCUUGAGCAGAUAGAAAAGUUCACUGUACAAAAUGUCUUCAAUCCAUCUAGUGUUAAAUUUUUAAAGAACUUGUUUGUUCACAAAAGUGUAAUCCACAAAUAUCCUAUCUGUGUGUAGUGUUUGAAUUGUAGUUUUACAUUUUUAUAUCUGCUUUACAUUGUUUGUUAAUAAUCUGUAAAUAUUGUUGUUUAAUUUGUAUGAAUCAUUUUUACUUCAAGCAUAACUCUUUUAAGACAUUGCAGAUGGACUUUUAUGUUGAUUUUGUUUUUUAAAUUCCAUUUACCUGGUAAUUCUGAAUAAAAGGGUAAGACAGAAAUUGAACAAAAAUCCCAUGGAGAUGGGUGGUAGGAGGGGGGUGUCAGACCAAAUUCCUGAAGAAAUAAAACAUUCUUUCCCAGAUCCCGAAAAAGUAAUCAUAAAUUCCCGAGUCUGGAUAAGUGUAAAUUCCGAAUUCCCGCAAAAAUAAAGGCCCAAUCCUGAAUUCCCACAAUAAUGAAGGCCAAAUCCUGACGUCCCGAAAAAGGUCCUUCCGCCCCUCCAUAGAAUAUAAAAUUAUAUUUUGUUUUGUUCUGUCUGAAUAUUUCAAAUAAAAUGCCUUUUAAUAAAGAAGAAAAUCUUACUUCUGUUAUAACAUUUCUGUAGAAGAUUUAUAGGGAUAUAAGUGUACCAAAAUUUUAUUUCUUACCUCAAAUUACAAAUAUUCAUGAAAUUUGUCCAUUCUAUAUUUUUUAUAUAUUAUGGUUUUUUUUCUUAGAUAAAUCAUUAUUUGUAAAUUAAGUGGUUAUUUAAGUACCGUAUCUAUUUUAGUACCUACUUUCUCAAGAAAGCAUUUUUUUUUAUAUAAGAGUUGAGUCUUUUUAUAAGAUGUUUGUUUCUAAAUGAAGUGGAGGUUGAGACAGAGCCUACUGUACUAAAUAUUCCCCAUCAUCUGAGCUAACACAUAUUGUUUAUCUUGAUUCCACUUGCUAAAAGGAGAGCGGGCCUGUUGUAUGUGCAUAUAAUCAUAAAUAGGUUUAUGAUAGAAUAUGUUUCAGUAAAAAAUGUUUUACUUUACAUAAGUAUUAAAAUCAGAGCAUAUAGUUCAAAAAUAAUUUUAUUGCACGAGGAAAUGUAAAAAAAGUUGAACAAUUUACUCAAGGGUUAUUUUUUAACGUUUGUAGUUUCACUUCCUAAGAACAUCCUCGCACCAGAGUCACAUGAAGGGUGAGAACAAAAAUCUUAAAUACUAUAAUGAUUACAACUUCAUUUUCUUGGCAUGUAAAAGUUUUUCUAUUUACUCACCCAUCUACCACAAAAUAAAAUAUUCAUUUAGGGGGGUAAAUGGUAUUAUGUAUAUAGACAGUACAUGUUUUUAGAUUUUGUUUGUUUGUUGGUUCAUUCAUUGUGUAUGCUUGGCCAUGCAGUGCUUUAGUAUUGAUUAUUUGGACAAAGGGAAGUAUUCAUUCAAUACAAUAUAGAUCUUCAAAUUUGUAAAAAUUAUUUAUUUUGUUGUUGCAAUUUUUGCCUUUGUACUAAAUCUAAAUAAUUUUAUAUUUUCUAUUUUAAUUUGUACAAUCAUUCUUAAUUUGUGAUUUUAAACAUUCCAUGCUUUUAUGUAAUUCCAGUCUAAAUUGGAUUAACCCAUUUUUAGAAUCAUUAAAAAGCUUAAAUAAAUUACAAAUUCUAUUAUUUUUGAUCUCACAAUUGAUAGGGCAAAGAAGUUAUGUCAGAUAAUUGAACACAUUUAUCUCACAUUAUUUUUUUUUUUCAUUUUUAAGAGUGAUCUCUCAUUUUAGGGCCUUUUUUUAAAAGGUCAAAUGGGGAUACAUAAGGUGGUCCACAAAAAUUGAUUUUUUUGACAUGUUAAAAUUAAACAAGAUAUAUCCAAAUAACUCAAAAAAUUUUAAUGUUGAUAUUUCAUGCAGACGACACAUUAUUGAUCCCAAAUAUGCAUAACUGUUUGACAUAAUCAUGUGACUUGUUGUUUAGAAUGAGAUUGAACCUGGAAAAGACGUACUUACCCAAAACUUCAAUAUUUACAAUUAUCCAUUAAUAUUCAUUUGUAAAGACAUGGUUGUGAUGUGAAAUGAUUUUUAUACCCUUUUUGUAUGGUUUAUACCAAGAUCACCAGGAUGUGAAACAUUAAGUUUAUUUUUGUUUGUGAUUUUAUCUUUUUUUAUAUAAAUGUGUGAGUAAUUUUAUGUGUUUCAUAUUUAUAAAACAGACACAUAUGAUUGUACCUGGCUAAAUGCAAAUUUCUAUUAUUAAACCAUUGUGUAUGUAUAUAACUUCAGAAUGUUUAUGUAAUUAUAUGUAUUUACUUACAUGAAACAGACACAAGUGAUUUGUGCCUUGCUUACUGUAAUGCAGAUUCUAUUAGCAAAACUAUUGUCUUUGUAUAUAACUUUAGAAUGCCAAAUUUAGUUUUUUUUUUUUUUUUAAGUGUUGUCAUGGUCUUGUGAACUUUUUUGUUUCAUAUUGAUGGAAAGCAAUUCUUUGUUAAAGUUAUACAUCAGUUCUCAUGUUAAGCACUUUAUAUCUGACUUGAUUAGUGUAUCAUUUCUUGGGUAUUAGCAUAAUCAGUGUAAAUUAAGGAAGUUCGCUUGUCAUGUUUUGGAAUUUUUGUCAGUUUUUUGGAAUCCUCUGGUUUUAUCUAUUUGAAUGCCUUAAAAAAAAAUUUGCCCAUUGACCCCCCAUUUUUUUUUUUUUAAAUCUUUAACAUGCAUAAUUUUAAGCCAUCUGUAAAAGUCCUAUAAAAUCUUAAUUAUUUUUUAAUAGUUUUUGAGAACUUUAACUUGUCAAUGAUAAAGCUAUGAAAAAUCAAGAGAGAAUAUUUUCCUGCCAAAAUUUCAAUGGCUCAUAUCUUGAAAACAAGCAAGCACACAGACCCUUCAUUUUUUUCUGCUUUUUUACAUCCUUUAUUUAUAUACUAUCAAUUUAUGACAGUCUUUAAAAAAGCUUGUUAUUUUGAAACAGAGUAGCAAACAUCCUUAAGCACUUUAUAUCUGACUUGAUUAGUGUAUCAUUUCUUGGGUAUUAGCAUAGUCAGUGUAAAUAAACAGUUUUGAUGUGAUAUGGAGUUUUUGUGUUUUUGUUUAUUCAUAGAAAUAAGGAGUAUCAUGUUCUCAUUUAAAUUAGUCAAUAUUAAAUGUACCAGUAAUUCCUAUCUGAAGUAGAUAAAGACAUUUUGAGAAUUAUUACAAAGCUAAAAUAAGUUAAAAAAAACUUUUGAUUUCAGAGUUGUUAGGGUAAAGAAAAUAGUGAUAAUGAUAUUAUAAAUUCAACACACUUUUUUAGCAUUGUUUUUUUCUUCAUUUUUAAGACAUCACUCUUUCUGAAAAAGAUCAUUUGUAUAUUUGCGCUGUUUUGCAUCAAUAAUUUUUAAGGUAAUAAAUUAUUUUGAAACUUUCUUAUGAUAAACCAGUUAUAAAGAAGCAGGUAUGAUUAGGCCAAUCUCUUUCCCUAAAACUUAGAACACAUAAAUUUAGGGUAAAUGCGGGCAAAAGGUUAAGCUUUAUAAAAUUUGAAUUGUUGAAAAAUCAGUCAAACCUGGGAGUACGUUUUUAUUAAUUAGAAAAACUAAUUAGAGAAUAUGGAUACUUUAUUAAUAAUUUUUGUGAUUUUACUUUUUAUUAUGACCUAAGAAUUUUCUUUGUUCCAAAUUUUCCUAGAAAUCUGAUUUCUGGGAGCUUUGUCUUCUAGAAAUUAACUGCAGACCAAAGAAAUAUUAUAUUAAAAAAUGUAAAAUCCAAAAUCAAAAUUUUAGUAUAUCAAUAGCUGCUUUUAUAGUAUAUAUGUAUAGAUCAUUCUAGGAAAAACUUAUUGUUCUAGUCAACACAGGAUCAGCCUCUAAAAAUGUGUCCUAGUGUUUGUAGUAAUUCCUCCAAGGAAUUUUUAUUUUGUAAUACAGUAUACCUUAUCGCUAUUUGUCUGCCAUUACUGGACAUCGCAAAGGUUCCUGUAAAAUUUUGACAUCACAAUAGGAAAUAUCUUACUCCACAAUGGAAAAUAGAUGUAUGACGUCAAAAGUUCAACUGGCGCAGUUUCACGGGUCAAGCGGAACAGAUCUCCAAAUAGAGAUAAGGUGUAUCAGAGACAUAUUUACAUGUCUCUGUUGUAAUUUGAUAAAAUUUUGUUCAGAUAAUCCAGUGAAGGAAUUUAUUGAUUUUAUUGUUUACAUAUAUAUAUAUAUAUAUAUAUAUAUAUAUAUAUUAAACAACGACACCAACAGCUAAAAAAUAUGGAAAAUGUCAGCAUUUUUUUAUAAUGACAUCUAUCGAUUUAUUAUUGGAUUAAAUCAAGAAACAGAGAAAAUAAGUUGGAAAAAACCAUUCAGUAAAUAAAUAUUAGCCUACUAAUUUAAUAUGAUGUAACACCUCUUCGGAUUGGCUGACAGUGUGUUGUAUAUCAGCUCAUAGACAUAAUUUUGUCAUGUGAUCAUGAGGUCAUCAACAUUUUUCACGAUUUAUUCAGGCUUGAAAUGGAAUUUAGAAUUAAAUUAUAAAGAAUGACUAAUAUUUUUUCUGUUUAUUCGAAAGAACAAAAAAAAUCUAGUGCACACUUAAAAAUAACCUGCUAUGCUUGUUAUUCAGUGUGCACCAAAUUUUUGAUGUUAUUUCUUCAUAGACAGAAAAAUAUUACAGUGAUUUCCACGACUACAUGCUGAUACAGCUUGACACAGAAUAUUAAAUUUUGUGCAUUUUGUACCUUGUUGCUUAUUUAUUGCAAUUCUUUUAUGUUAUAUCAUUUGCUUUUUAUGAACUGUUUUAAUAAACUGAUCAUUUAUACUGUU
Molecule: messenger RNA, 8582 nt
Organism: Mytilus californianus (California mussel)
Lineage: Eukaryota; Metazoa; Mollusca; Bivalvia; Mytilida; Mytilidae
Product: di-N-acetylchitobiase-like
Exons: 9
Coding region: 143-1501 (452 amino acids)
Biological process (GO): carbohydrate metabolic process; chitin catabolic process
Cellular component (GO): extracellular region
Molecular function (GO): chitinase activity
Source: RefSeq, a predicted model, not a curated record